AUGAGUCUUAAAACAUAUCAACAUGAACAAAUAAGAAAUUGUUGUGAUGAUUCUCUUCUUUCAGAAGAAACAACAACAAUAAUAAAGGAAACUGAGGAAGCGCAGCGGAUAUUACCUUAUUUGUGUCCACUGUGUUUUUCUAUUGGUAUCCGACAACCAGUACUUUUACAUUCAUCAACACAAACGGAAGUUAAGAACUCUGUAUGUAUUGCAUGUGCAGAAUGCGCAAAACGUUGGUUCAAUAUGAAUGCUUCUAUAGACUCCACAAGAAGCAGUUGUAUCAUUACAGGUCAUAAUAAUAAUAAUAAUAAUAAUAAUAAUAAUAAUAAUAAUAUGAAUAAUAAUAAUGAGGCUAUGUUGAUUCCAUUACAAUGUCCACAGUGUAUGGUAACCAUUCCCUCUAAUAUCACACCAGUCCCCUUCACUACUUGUCCAAUGAACAGUGUUAUUAAAAACUGUAAAGUUCAUAUUGAUAAUAACCAGAGUCCAUUUACAACAACAAAAACAAAAACAACAAAAGUGUCUGGAUCUAUUUGUGGUAUAUGUGAAGAGGCGACAGCAGAUCAAUUCUGUGUACCGUGUGGAUUUCCACUUUGUGUAUCUUGUCAAGAGUCCUCACAUCAACGUGGACGCUAUCGUACACACAACGUCGUUCCUCUGCGUGCGGCUCCUCAACGGCGUAAAGUUCACAUGUGCGAAACGCACACAACACAAACACUUGAGUUGUAUUGUUUUACGUGCAGCGCGGCGGUUUGUCUCACCUGCUGCUUUGGCGGUCAUCACAAGGGACACACCGUAGAGCCACUCGCAGAUGUGGCGGAGAAGAGACGAUGGGAAGUACGCCAAGAAGUAAAGGAACAACAAGAAGAUGCCGUUAACGCUGGUGAAACGGUAAGGAGUUUACAUGCCGCAACUAUUUCUUUAGAAACACGUUUUGCCAAAGUGCGGGAGAUGAUACAACAACAAUUUGACACUCUCCGCUCUGUUCUGAACUCACGGGAAGAGGAAUUACAACAAGAAUUGAUACAAUAUGAACAUUCAGUGAAGAAUGCAAUGACACAACGGGCAUUACAGUGUGAAAGUAUAUCGAAUGCCGUAGAAGAAAUGGCUGGACGUGUGGAGGAUGUAAUCAACUCAACAGAUGCAGUGGAGUUGAUGGGAUUUGAUACGAUAUUAAAGAAGAGUAUAGGUAUAUUAGGUACGGUCGCCACACAAACCUUUAUGGAUAGUCAUAGUGCUCUUCAAAUAGUAGAGGAGAGAUUAACAUGUGAAGAUGGCGUCGUUGCAUUUUCAACUACACAACAAGAAAAAGAUGAAUGUGUAAAACUUUUAAAUGGAUUUGGAUCUUUACAAUUUCCUUUAUUAAGUCAUCGUACUAUUUCUAUAAGUGGUACUAAUGUGGAUGAGGUUCCUAAUAGUGAAAAGGAAAGAAUGAAUAAUGAUGUUUAUAUGGGGACAAAAAAUUCAUUAUCUAUUGAUCAUUUUAUGAAUUCAAAAAAUUUUCAAAUAAAAGAGGAUGAUACUUUUAAAAUACAUGAGAGAUCAUCUCUACAAUGUGUACGGGAUUCAUUCCAUCCAAUAUCUCAACAACGGGAUACCACUCCGAGUGUAUGUGCAGCCGCAGCUCUUACGGCUCCCUUUUCUUCCUAUGGAAGUCCAUCGCAGGAACUCCAACUUGUAUGGGAUCAUCAUCAACUAAGGAAUACAGAUGAUUGUAUGAGAAGUACUGUUCCAUCAUUAAUGAUUCCUUCAUCCAAUAUCUCUAAUAUAGGAACGACAGUGGUGGACAAUACUACUACUUUUACUUCUUCUUCUUCUGUAUCUUCACUAUCCUUUCGUAAAGGGACAGAAUUGCAUGGAUUGCAAACCCGUAAAAGAUUACUGGAUAUAGAUAUCAAUACGGUAACUGAUAAAGAAAUGUUGAAGUUGAUGCCAUCCUGUAAGCAGCGAAAGAUGGUAUCAGAGGAAAAUCUCUCUGGAACUAUAGAGGAUGGUGCCAAGGGAUUGAUUUUAUCCAAACGUACUGUUAAACCAGACGAUGGGGUUACUUCCACCUCAUUAUUGCAAGAAGGUAAAAAGGUAAAAUUAAUAGACAUUAGUGGUAAAAGUGAUGAUAGUAUUACUCCUACUGCUGCUGUAGGUUCAUCACUUCAUCUGCAAUUACAAUUCUAG
Molecule: messenger RNA, 2172 nt
Organism: Trypanosoma theileri
Lineage: Eukaryota; Euglenozoa; Kinetoplastea; Trypanosomatida; Trypanosomatidae
Product: putative zinc finger protein
Exons: 1
Coding region: 1-2172 (723 amino acids)
Molecular function (GO): zinc ion binding
Source: RefSeq, a predicted model, not a curated record